UUAUACUAAUAGUAUGCUGCAGUUAGAAGAUAUCUUAUCUUUAGUGGGAAAAAAGACGCUUUUUUUUUUUUGAAAUGAACCGUAAAGAGAUAUCUUACUGAGGUGCAAUUUCAUGAAGCUUCGGUUUUGAUACUGUACAAUUCUCUAAUGAGUAAAUAUUAUUACUGAAGCUUCUAAAUUGCCUUACGUGAUUCCAGAGCUCUACCUCCCGCUGCCACCUUCUAUAAAUUCAAGAACAUAGCUAAAAGGCAACUCCCAUAAGCAAAUCCAAGGAUCCAUAAGGAAUUACUCUGAUAUAAAGUUGCUACUCUUUACAAACACAUCUUUCUCCCUCAUCUAUCCCAAUCAUGGCUUUCAGGUUAACUGGUUACUGGAAAUGGAUGGUGAAUCGCUUAAGAGGAAGUUCAACAUAUGGCACCUCAACCUCACCAAAAAUGAAGGCAUAUGUCCCAACAGCUGAUUUCAGCUAUAAUGUUGGCGAAGAGCAUGGUAAGAGUAAGAUACAACUGAAGGGUGAUUUUGUGCCAGUGUAUAUAGCCCUUGGCUUGAUAACUUUAUCAACUAUGAUGGGUCUGCACACUGCAAAGCAGCAGCUCAUGUAUUCACCAUCUGUGCGUGUAAAGAAGAAGUUAAGGGAGACAAUUCCUGAAGUUGUGUAUCCUGAUAAAGUGGUGGAUGAGGCCCAUAAAUUCAUUGAGAAAUCAUUUUUUAGGAAGGUUGCCCAUAUUCAAGAGUUUGAAAGUGGCCUCCAGUCUAUUCCUCAUCCUAUUUGUAAAGAUUUUCAUGCUCACCCACCUCGGGUUGAAACUCUCAAGUCUAUUGGAAUAGAUCCCACCCUGCCCUGAAUCCACUCUUUCUGCUGCUUUGUAAAUUUGUUUCGAGUAUUCAUUUUCGUUUUUUUUUUUUUUUUUUUUAUCU
Messenger RNA from Jatropha curcas, 918 nucleotides. RefSeq lists its product as uncharacterized. The record is from RefSeq and is a predicted model, not a curated record. Lineage: Eukaryota; Viridiplantae; Streptophyta; Magnoliopsida; Malpighiales; Euphorbiaceae.